Trichoderma gamsii is the source of this 1560-nucleotide messenger RNA. RefSeq lists its product as hypothetical. Gene Ontology annotation, molecular function: carbohydrate:proton symporter activity. Lineage: Eukaryota; Fungi; Ascomycota; Sordariomycetes; Hypocreales; Hypocreaceae. The transcript is spliced from 5 exons. The record is from RefSeq and is a predicted model, not a curated record. Gene Ontology annotation, cellular component: membrane. Gene Ontology annotation, biological process: transmembrane transport; carbohydrate transport. The coding region runs from base 1 to 1560 and encodes 519 amino acids.
AUGCUUCGCAAAACUCCGACUGGGACUUGGAUCCCAGCCUGGGUCCCAGAAUCCACCGCCACGGUCUCGGUCCUUCUGCUGGUCUGCUCCAUGGUCCAGUCUGCCACCGGUGGCUAUGAUGGCUCUAUGCUCAACGGCCUCAAUAUCUUGCCUUCGUAUACAAACUAUUUCCAUCUCGACAACCCCGCAUUUACCGGCCUCAACACCGCCUCUGUAUUCAUCGGCGGCUUCUUUGGACCCAUCGGGGCUGGUGUCAUGACCGAUCGCCUCGGUCGCCGGCCCGCCAUCUUCUGGGGCUCGAUGGUCACGCUGCUGGGAAUUCUUCUGCAAACUGCGGCGCAGAAUAUUGCAAUGUUUGUUAUUGCGAGAAUCAUCCUGGGCUGGGGCGCCGCGAUUUCUUCGGUCGCUGGAGGCGUCUAUCUCAGCGAGACGUUUGCGAGUAGAUAUCGUGCAUGGGGCGUGGGAAUCCUAAACAACUUUUACUAUGUCGGCGCGUUAAUUGCCGCCGGAGUCACUCUCGGCACAGGCCAAUGGCAAUCCACCUGGGCUUGGCGGCUGCCAUCCCUUCUCCAAGGAGUCUUUUCGCUUGCGUGCAUUCUCGUGCUGCCAUUUAUUCCUGAAUCGCCGCGUUGGCUGGUCAGCAAGGAACGCUAUGAGGAUGCCCGUCUAUCUGUCGCCCAAACGAAUGCCGAUGGCGACAUCACCAACCCCGUUGUGGUGGCUGUCUACAAAGAGAUUGUCGAUACUCUCGAGUGGGAGAAGAAGAACGACAUGACCAUGAGUCCUCGGGAGAUUAUCAAAUCUCCGACAGCACGCAAGAGAACGUUGAUUGGCGCUUCGGUCGGACCCUUCUCAUGCAUUGCUGGAAAUGUCAUCGCGUCCUACUAUCUCGGAAACGAGCUUGAUACGGCGGGCAUCACGGACCCAAAUCAGCAACUCAAAGCUAAUGUUGUUCUCAACGUCUGGUGUCUCCUCUGCGCAUUUGGAGGGACUCACCUAGCAGCAGUCUGGGGUCGAAAGCCCACCGCACUGCUUUCACAAGGCCUCCUCAUCGUCUGCCUCUUCAUCAUUGGCGGCCUGACCAAGAUGUACCAAGACAAUCCGGAUGGCGCCUCUAAGAGCUUGGUCUAUGGUGACGUCGCUGUGAUGUUCCUCUUUCAGGGAAUCUACUCCAUCGCCUGGACACCUUUGUUGUAUCUCUAUCCGCCCGAGAUCAUGAACUACCCCAUCCGAGCCAACGGACUGGCAUUAUCAGGAUUCGCUUUGAAUGGAUUAGCCUUGCUUCUCACAUUUGUCAUGCCCAUUGCGCUGACAAACAUCACAUGGAAGACGUACAUUAUCAACGGAUCGUGGGAUAUCGUCACGUUUUUCCUGAUUUAUAUCUAUUGGGUAGAAACAAAAGGAAAAACAUUGGAGGAAAUCGACGCUAUUUUCGAGGGAGAGAAGCAUUCAUCUGUGCCCGAUAUCGAGGAUAUCCGGACAGGCAGGAAGACCGUGGAUGUAACACAGAUAGAGCUUGAGCUUCACGAGGAUGUUGGAUUGAAAGAGCAUGAAGCUUGA